Molecule: messenger RNA, 1146 nt
Organism: Sordaria macrospora k-hell
Lineage: Eukaryota; Fungi; Ascomycota; Sordariomycetes; Sordariales; Sordariaceae
Source: RefSeq, a predicted model, not a curated record
AUGGCAGCUAUGUCGCCCCAACGCCCACAGGAUAAUCGGCGGGUCCGAUUACUAGAGCUCGCUGCCUCCGUUGGUGUUACAGAACUACCGCCUCUCCCGCCACUCCCUCCGAUUAAAUUACCUAGCCCGAGCCCACAAGACGAUUUGCAAGCAGAAGAGCUUCUCCGACAACGACGAGCAGCUGAGAACCCCGAAAGUUCACAAAGUACGCUAAAACGAGCGUUCUCAUCAACCAAGAAGCCAUGGGAAGCCAAGGAAAUCUUCGACGUCCUCGACAACCAUGUCGCCUCGGGGGGUUCGCCUGCUGUCGCAAACACGCUCAUCAAAAAACUGCUCGAACUUGGGGGAAAUCCGAACAUCAAAGCUCCCAAAGUCAGCAGAUCAGGUUCCCUUCUCUCCAGAAGAAAGAGCUUGGAGACUUUGGAACGCAGUCAGAUAUUGCAGAGGGCAAUCCAGAACCGUCAACUGGAUAUGAUUGCCAUCCUGGCCCAUUACGCGGACGAUCUUACCCUCGGCACAGCAUUGCCCGACGCAAUACGCUCCAAAGAUCUUAGAAUACUUGGUUUACUUUUACAACGCGGCGCAAACUCUGCUCAGUCACAGAAUGCCCAGAUUGAAUUUCGCCAACUGUGUAUCGCUGGCGGUUAUCCGGACCUUGUUGGUCUGAUUCUCCAGUCUUCGGGCGGGUUUUCGUCGCAAUGGCUCUCCCUAUGUCUCAUAGACGCCGCCCGAAAGGGAUGUUUGCAGACAGUCUGGAGACUGAGCAGGUCAAUCGCGGAUGCCGACUUCGACACAGCCACGGCUCUCAGGACAGCGAUAGCACAGAGCAGAGUUGAUAUUGCACUGGCCAUCUUGACUGGAAUACAGCCACCUACACCUGGAGGGGCGGGUCUGAUGGAGAGCUUCAAACAGCUUCUCGACCAGUCCAUUGGUCCCAAUGAGAAGCUGUUCUUCACAGAAGCGCUCAUUUGCGCCGGUGCCCCUGGCGAUAUGGUAGCCGUCGCCUUGCAACAAGCGUGCGAAGCCGAGAAUAUCGACAUGGUUCAUCUUUUGGUCGAAAAUGGAGCUUCGGUCGAGUACCAGGAUGCCAAGGUACUAUGUGAUACCAUUGCAAAGGAAACUGCAAUCUUCUUCAGCUACUGCUAA